CCCUGUCCCCUUUCUUCAUAAAUGACUCCAUCCACUGUUGUUGCAUCUAAGCAGAGCAGGAGUUUUCGACUGAAAAGAUAGCAUUAAUGCAGAGCAAUAAGGCAGGGCCUUCUAAGUCGACCUUACACAGGAAUUUCCAUGGCCGCUUCGAGUACGAUGUCUUCUUGAGCUAUCGAGGAGAAGAUACCCGCAAGAACUUCGCCGGACUUUUCCGUCAUAUCCUUGAUCAGAAAGGCAUACACGCCUUCUUUGACGACUUAGAUUUGCAGAAGGGGGAGAAAAUUGAGGAGAUAUUGGAUGCAAUAAGCAGGUCCAGGUUCUUGGUUCCCAUCUUCUCCCAGAACUAUGCUGAAUCUAAGUGGUGUCUUAGAGAAGUUGCCAAGAUGGUAGAAUGUCGUAAGGAUGGUGGGCAAGAGAGGCUUAUCGUUCCUGUCUUUUUUGACGUCAAUCCGAAGGACGUCCGACACCAGAGCGGCCCAUUCAAGGCCGCCUUUUUGAAGCACAAGAAGGAAAGAAGGGAAGAGGUAGAUGGAUGGAAGCGCGCGCUGGAAUACGUUGGAGGAAUUUCCGGCUAUGAUCUCAAAGCCUACAAUGGAAACCAAAGCGAACUUGUCAGUUCAAUGGUUGAAAAGAUUCAGACUGUUUUGGCAUCGAAGAUGCCCCUUGAUCAGGAGGAAGAAUAUCUUGUUGGUCUUGACCGCCGUAUAGAAAAGAUGAUGGAGCUUAUGGACAUCCAAGUAAAAGACGUCCGGAUCAUUGGAAUCCAUGGCGUCGGUGGCGUGGGGAAAACUACACUUGCCAAGGCCAUCUAUAAUAAAUGCCAUCACAAGUUUCAGGCGAGUAGCUUCAUUGAAAACGUAAGAGAGGUUUACAAAUCUAAAGGACCAAUGGAGCUCCAAAAGCAGCUUAUUCAGGAUUUUUCGCAUGACAAACAUAAAAUAAAUGAGAAUAUCUCAAGUAAAGCGGUCGGAAUGAUUAAACAAAAGGCUAGUAAGAAAACUGUUCUUCUUGUUCUUGAUGAUGUCGAUGAUAAAAAUCAGCUCGAUGCUUUGGCUGGCAAGAGAGACUGGUUUCAUCCAGGAAGUAGAAUCAUCGUCACUACGAGGCAAGCGGAGAUACUUAAAUUUGCAGGUUUGCAGGAUGAUGCUGUUUAUAUGGUUGAGGAAUUGGAUGGGGAAGAAUCGCUUCAGCUAUUCAAAUAUCAUGCAUUUGGAGAUCAAGAACCCCAAGAAAAGUAUACCAAGUUAUCCAAGGAAGUCGUAUCAAUUAGCAAUGGGCUGCCAUUAGUUGUCCAAGUGUUUGGUUCACUUUUUAAGACAGCCGAAACGCCAGAGGAAUGUGACGAGUUGCUGAAAGACUUGAGAUCACGUCGUCAAGUUAGCGAAGUUCAUGAAAAAUUAAGAAUAUGUUAUGAUAGUUUAAAAUGGAAUGAGCGGUACAUCUUCUUGGAUAUUGCAUGCCUUCUUGUCGGCAAAAGUUCAGAGGACGCCAUCUAUAUGUGGGAUGGUGACAAUCUUUUGCCACACCUAGCUAUAAGGAGCUUGCAAAAUAGGUCCCUUAUUAAGAUUAACAAGGGAAAGUUUGAAAUGCAUGACCAAAUACGAGACAUGGGAAGAGAAAUCGUUAUGACAGAAAAUCCUUCUCACCCUGAAAAGCGCAGCAGAUUAUGGUGUGAAGAAGACGUGGUGAAAGCUUUAACCAAGCUUCAGGGAAACAAGAUUCAAGGCAUCCUUCUCAACUCACGUGAGGAAAGCAAGGCGAAAUUGAGCACCGAAGCCUUUGAAUUGAUGUCUGAAAUUAGAAUACUCUUUAUCAACUUGGCCAACUUCAGUUACUGUGAAUUUCAGCAUCUUCCUGCAAGUUUGAAAUGGUUAGAAUGGAAAGGUUGUCCCUUGCCAACUCUUCCACUUGAAAGCAAGUUUAAAAGCAUUGUGGUCCUUAACCUUUCUCGAAGUUUUAUCAGCCAAUUGUGGACUGAAACACCAACAUGGUCAAGCUCAAUACCAAGGAAAGAGUUGUUUGAUGGACUCAAAGUUCUUGACCUCUCCUGUUGUGGAUGUCUCAAUGCCACUCCCAAUUUUGCUAUGGCACCAAAUCUGGAGAAGCUUAUACUUGAUGAGUGUAACAUGUUGAAAGAAGUUGAUGACUCCAUUGGGUCUCUAAAAAAGUUGGUCUUUCUCAGCAUAAGGGAGUGUGUAUCUUUGGAGAAACUACCCAACGAAAUAUAUGGGUUGAGUUCUCUUGUAGUUUUCAACCUUGAAGGAUGCAGCACUCUUGUCGCUUUUCCUCAAUUUCUGCCAACAAAUUCCACUACUGGCUUUUUGAAACUCGAGCAGCUCAUCUUGCGAGAUUGCCAAAGCCUUGAAGUUCUACCUGACCUUCUCAAGUUUCAGUCUUUAAGAAGCCUGCACAUAGAUGGCUGCCAAGGCCUUGACCACAGAAGGAAACAUUUAUUUGAGGAUGUGGCAUUUAAAGAAUGGGAUGAACUCGGCAUUUCUGGAAGUCGAACACCGUCUUAUGAGCAAGAAUUUUCUUUCCUACUUCCAGUUGGCUCUAUCAAUGACCCCUUGCUUUUACAACACUUACAGUGCCAUGGUUAUGGCGAUCCAUGCGAGAACAGAACCAUCAAAUUGCACGUUCGUCAUGAAGAUACGGCAAAACGUGGGGUCCUCUUGGAGACUAUGCAUGAAGCUCACUGUGACAAUUCUAAGUAUAAGGACGAUGUGUAUGUUGACUGCUAUACAAUCAAUUUUGGUAGGAAUGAUAAGAUAAAUGAGGUCCCAAGAGGCAAAACCAUAAUUAUGAAGGUAAAAGCUGCCAACAAUUUUGAGCUAACAAAAGUUGACGUCAAAGUUCAAAAAAGAAGCAAGUUUAGAGAUGAGAACAUGAAGCCAUUUAUCAGCAUAUCUAGAAGGAAUUUUCAGAUUGGACUCUCCAUAUUCUUCGAUCUCCAUGAAGCAGAUAAACUUGAUGCCAUUGAAUAUUCAACGAGGAUGGAGAAACGCAUAGAUGACAUAUUGAUGCAACUGAAUGUCCCAUGCGGAGAACAAAUGCUGUUUUUUGAUUGGAUUAUUGAAGAACUUAUUAUCCUUACCUUGAUUUUUGGUGAUAUUGAUGCUUCAUGGUAUGAGCAACGGCAUGGAACACGGUUGCCACGACAAGAAACUUCAAAGGUUUUAGAGAAAAUAAAAGUUGUCAAUCUCUCUUAUUGUAAGUUUCUUGUCAAGACACCUGAUUUGGCUCGGAUCCCAAAUUUGGAGGAGUUGAUUCUUGACCAUUGUGAAUGCUUACUUGAAAUUGGUGAAUCCAUUGGACAACUGAAACGUCUCAUCUUGCUGAGCAUGGUCGGAUGUGCAAAUUUAGGUUUUCUCCCCUGUGGAAUUUUGCAACUGAAUUCCCUUCAACGACUCAGCCUUCAAGGUUGUUCAAAAAUCAAGUUCCUACCUGAAGCAAGCAGGAUGAAUGUAAGGUUGGAGAGUCUACAGCUGCUCAUACUUGAUCAUUGCACUUCAUUAACAGAAAUACCAGAUUAUGUUGUUGGGCUCAAGUGCUUACGUUGCCUAUCCUUGAAAGGUUGUUCUUUACUUAAACAGAUACCUUCUUUCAUUGAAAGUUCGGUGGCCUUAGAGGAGCUCAUACUUGACCAUUGCACUUCAUUAACAGAAAUGCCAUAUUAUGUUGGACAACUCAAGUGCCUAUGUCGCCUAUCCUUGGAAGGUUGUUCCUCACUUCAACGACUACCUUGUAUUUUGCUUUCGGUGGUCUUAAAGGAGCUCAUACUUGAUCAUUGCACUUCACUGACACAAAUACCAGGUUAUAUUGGAAGACAUAAUUGCCUACGGCGCCUAUCCUUGGAAGGUUGUUCCUCACUUGAACGCCUACCUAGUCCCAUGGGAAGGUCGGUAAGAACAUGCCCACAUUGGCUAGGCAACUUGAAGAGGCUAACUAAAAUGCAGUCUAAGAACCCUAGGAAAUUGGCUUCAGUGCCCGACCUUUCAAACUUGACAGCAUUGGAGGAGUUGAGUGUAGAAUUUUGCACGAAUCUGGUCGCAAUUCCUGGCUUGCAGAACUUAAGAUCACUGAAAGUCCUAUACAUGAAUGGCUGUUGGCAUCUUGAUCUCAAUAAGAUUUGGUCGCAGUUGAAGGAGGCAGCAUUUCAUGAUCUCCAGGCAUUCCGCAUUGGUUGCAAAAAUCGGAGUGGUGUGAAGACAAUAUCUCUUCCGUUUCCGAGAGGAGGGCGCUUGAAGAGCGAGCGCCUGCAACUUGAAAAAAUGGGCGUUUUAGUUGAAAGAAAGUCCAAGGAAGAAAUAAUGGAUCAUGUUGUCAAAGUCCCAGAAGAUGAUAGCGUGCUAAAUGUUGGCGUAGCUGUAAGGUCACGUCUCUUUCCACCUGCUGAUCGGCCCCAGAUGGCGCUACAGUUAAGGGAGGACCUUGAAUCCCCAUAUGCUGGUUACCAUUCAUACACGGCCAGGUUUGGGAAGGACGAUGAGAUAAAUAAGCACUUGAGGCUGGAGCCAACAAGUGCCACUCGAGUCCCAACCCUACACAUAUCUUGCCAAGACCCAACGUUCAGGAUGGUGCGAGCAAACAUAUCUUUUCACACUUGAACUUGUUCCAUCUAUUAUUUAAAUAUUACCAUGUCUUUUUUUUUUUAAUGACAAUGUGUUAGGUUUAUUUGCAAUUUUUUCUCUGAAAAAUAAUAUGCUUACUUCUGUCGGGAAAUGUUUGAUGAGCAUCUAAGAAAUUAGCGCUCCUAUUGUCACACCCUUUGAAUCCCAAAUCA
Molecule: messenger RNA, 4783 nt
Organism: Nymphaea colorata (pocket water lily)
Lineage: Eukaryota; Viridiplantae; Streptophyta; Magnoliopsida; Nymphaeales; Nymphaeaceae
Product: disease resistance protein Roq1-like
Exons: 7
Coding region: 87-4607 (1506 amino acids)
Biological process (GO): signal transduction; defense response
Molecular function (GO): ADP binding
Source: RefSeq, a predicted model, not a curated record